This is a messenger RNA of Linum tenue, 1795 nucleotides long. Lineage: Eukaryota; Viridiplantae; Streptophyta; Magnoliopsida; Malpighiales; Linaceae. The record is from the annotation of a GenBank genome assembly.
AAAUCAGAUCCGUUUUUAUAUGAAUCCGGAAAAUCCAAAUUUUCUGUUCCAUUCUCUUCUCCUUGUCCCUCUCUCUUCCCAUUCUCUGAUUCUCCCGCUCAUCCCAACUCCGUCUUUCUUUCUCUUCCUCUGUUCAUCCUUCCAUUUUCUCUUCUUGUUCAUCUUGCCAAAACCGAUCCCACAUUGCUAAACAACAGAGCAAACAAAAGCAGAGAGUUACGGAGGCGCGACACCAGUUCUACUGACGCAUAGAAACCAAUCCUCCACCGGCCGGCGGCGAACUUCUGAUCAGCGGGCUAGUCUCUGUUUCUGCAGAAUAGAAAAAACAGGGGUUUUCAUUGCAAAAACAACUUUAGCUAGGGUCGUCGCAAAUGAUGUUGGUGACAGGAUUGCGGUGGCUAAAAAGGUCCAGACCGUUGCAAUAUCUAAGUACUGGUUUGGCAAAUAUACCAAAAACCCUCACUAUUACACGCCAAAAAGAGUUCACUCCUUUCUUCCCUCUACCCUGCCUCUCCCUCCAUCAUCGACAGCAAUGGCGGACGCCGACGGAGCCCCGCCGCGAUACUCAACUUCCACCGACCAGACUCGCACCACCUCCCGCACCACCAGCUGCUCCACCCAGACCACCACCACCACCGGCACGAUGGAUCCGGGCUCUCCUACCACCAAGCUCCUCAAAGCCGCCCUCCCGGCGCCGCCGGGAACCUACGUCAUCCAGAUUCCGAAGGACACGAUCUACAAGGUCCCACCGCCGGAGAACGCCAAGCGAUUCGAGCAGCUGACAAACAAGAACCCCGGCGGAGGACGCAGCCGCCGUUGCUGUGGCGGCGGAGCCCGCCUCUGGCUCUGUGCGUCCAUUUCCUUCUUCGCCGCCUUCCUCUUCCUCAUCGCCACCGCCGUCGGAGUCUUCUGCCUCGUCGUCCGGCCAGAAUCCCCCCGCUUCGUGAUCCAAUCGGCGUCGAUAAGCGGGUUCAACUCGGCGUCGGGGCCGAUCUCACCGAGAUUCGAACUCGCCGUCGCGGCUCAAAACAGGAACAAGAAGAUGGAGAUGCUCUACCAGCCUGAUAGCUCCGCCGCCGUGUAUUACAACGGGAUCGAGCUGGCGGCCGGCUCGAUCCCGGUUUUCGAGCAGGGGACGGAAAAGUCGACGAAUUUCAAGACGGUGUUGAAGGGGGAGGGGAUCGUGCUCACGGGCGCCGUCCGGAGGUCGUUGAGCGACGGUGAGAACAGAGGCGCGGUGCCGUUUCGGCUGACGGCGACGGCGCCGGUGAAGUUUAGAUUGGGGGCUGUGAAGUCGUGGACGGUUACCGUGAAAGUUGACUGUGAGUUGACGGUGGAUAAGCUAACGGCGAAAGCGAAGACUGUCUCGCAGAAAUGUGAUUCCACCGCCAAAAUCUGGUAGACGUUACCAAAAAAAGGAAGAAAAAAAAAAAAGAGUUAGGGAGUGUUUGGUUGUAGAAAUUAGACAUAAAAUUAAUUUAGGAGGAUGGGUUUAAUUAAUUAGUUUACCUCUCUUCCUUAAUUCUAAUUCAUUCUAAUUCUUUACCUUUCUCCUCUUUUCAUAUACAUACUCUUCGUUUUAUUUUUAAUUUUCUUUUACUUUUGUUCUUUGCUUUUGUGAGCAGGAAUGUUCAACAUUUAGAUUAAACGAGAGUGAGAAAUAUGAGUGGUUAAAAACUUGAUAUUGAAUUUGUAAUCCGGGAAAUGAUAAUUUGUUUCUGGACGGAUCACGAAAUUAGAUGUGUACGUUUACGAUGAAAUUGUAAAUGAUAUUUUUGGAUUCUAGCAUUGGAAG